GGUUGAGGCAAAAUAGAACACAUCUAAAAAUAUUUUUGAAUGUGUAAAAUGUAAUUGUGCUGUUGUCAAAUUAACCAUGUAACAGUGGUGACAAAGGCAAAACGUUUGUAAAUUGACAACAUUUCAUUGGAUGCCUGCCAGAAGACCUAUGCACUCGGAUAAGGAAGUGAAUUGUUAAAAACACUGUGACUACAAAAAUGGAGAGCAUCUGUCAAAUGGCUAGCUAAAAAAAUGAGACAUGAUCCUUUAAAAUCCAAAAAUUACAUAUUUGGAGAAUCUGCGCGAUGUCGACUGCAACCAGUUGUCAGCAACCUAGCCAGCCGGCGGAUUAUCGUGUUGUUCAAGACCAGCCCUCGUGUACUAAACGCCAUCUAGUGCUGCCACAACGUAAAAGAAAAAUAAAUGCGAUUGACCUUUUGAGCCGGAGAUCCCGAGGCAUACCAGAUUCUGGGACGUUGUCAAGACACAACCUGAAUAUUCUGAGGGGUAUCGUGCUUCAGGACAGUCGAAACUUCAUCAAGGUCUGGACCAAGACAUCGAAGUCUACAAUACGUUAUGAGAGCGGAAAGAUCUAUUUCGAAAAUUAUCAGCGCUGCUACAGUUGCCUCCCAUCUGAACCUCAGCUCCUGUACGAGUUACCCAAGCGGGCCAAAGCAGAGAAAAUCGAAGAUGCGCUAUUAUGUCAAAGUCCACUGGACAAAGUGUUGCCUACACGGUCUGAUCACAAACCAAGUCUCUUGGCGUUGACAGCCAACAAUUGGCUGUAUCGCUUGUCAACUGAAACGGGUGAACAGCUGCAAAAAAUCUUCUUGUCCCCACAUCAUAAGUUCAGAUACAUCAACUGGGAUGUGGACCAGGAGACGUUCUAUGUCAAGUCCACUCUUAAAAAGGCACCCUUCACCCAGCAGGCAGGACUCAACGAGAACACCCUGGUACACAUGGCUGUCUUCCAUGUCUCACCACUGCAACUUGUUGGUUCUCUGGAGAUAAACAAGAACGUAUUUGGGAACACUGUCAUAGAUGUCAGUCUUUCUCAAGGAGUACUAGCUGUGUCUCACAGCACAAAGGUCGUAAAGCUCUAUAGUUUUGAACACAUCUUGAAAAAGUUUAUGAUGAAGAGAUGGGAGCUUGGAGAUCCAUGCCACUUAAAGAGCACUGACGUUGUGGGAGAUGCACCUUGUGGUAUUCCAGUCAAUAUUGACAUCAAGGAGAGCCCACCUGUGCUGUUUGAGGUGCCGUGCUUUGACAACGGUAUUCAGAUCGGAGGCCAUCCAUGGCACUACAUCUACACCUCACGCCAAGGCGCCCACCACAUCUGCUCACUGAAGGACAAAGCUCUGGUAAAUUUUCAUGGAAUUCAAGACAUGAAAAGUUGCUCUCUGGAGUCCGACUGGAUCUACUUUCACCCUGAUGACUCGGGCAGAAUAAUCCAUGUUGGGCCUAGCACCAUUAAUAUGCUGAAGAUCCAAGGUGGGCUAGAGACUAACAUGUCAUCUCGAGUAGUUCAGGACUUUUCCAUCACAGCGCACAGAGAUAACAGAGCUGCUGCCCAGGUCACUGUGACCUCCUCGGGCCGUACGGUGAAGAGGAGAUUCCAUCAGCUGGAUGAUGACCCAGAACAGGAGACCUUCCGGAUAGUUGAGUUUGAGGAUGAACUGGACCUCCUGGCAGUCGUGGAGGUGACCAGCUGUGCUGAUGAAGGAAGAGCGCAAGUCCGUCUCCAUGACAACCAGAGUGGGAUGUUACUGAAGAGGAUCCCUCUCAUGGAGUCCUGGGACGAGACCUACAGGCAUGAACUGUUCUUCGAUAAAGACACAAUUGUUCACAUUGGACAAACAAAGACCAACUUCUGCUGCAGUGUUUACAAAAUUAGACACGGGACGGAGGAGCUAGAUUGAAAUGAGACUAGUCUGGACUCUAGACUAGAAUUAAGGAUUAUAAAGACACAUUUCUGGGUGUUUCACUUUUGAAAACUUGCCAUGAACUACCUUUUCUAAAUAUUGAGUUAUUGAUGCUUUUGAUACUUUUUAAUUUUUUGCAAGAAUUGUUUCUUUUACGUGCCUGAUGUGUUGCCACGUGCAGUUAACUUUAUAUACGACGCGUAACUUUCCACGCCCCUAACUGUUGACAUAAGCCUACUUUUUAGGCCAAUGCGGCAAUUUCGUAACAAGUGAAGUUACAAAACAUCGGUUAUGUGGAAGAGAGACGACGACAACGAUCCCCUCGCCCCCACCCCCCCCUCAUUUCCCUCGGUUAACCUCUUAAAAUUCCUCUGCUUUGAGACAUCACUUUUGAGUCACUUCCUCCGUUAAGCCAGUGGGUUCCUGGCGCAGACGCUGUCAGAGAUGGCGAUGGAGAGUUUCAGGCAGUUCUUAUUCACUCUGUGCGUUGCUGUCUCUGUUGGGUUUGUGGCUAUAAUUUUUGUCCUGAGAUGGGUAUUUCACUUUAAGGAAGGUUUGGCAUGGGAUGGAGGACUCGCCGAAUUCAACUGGCAUCCGGUUUUAGUUGUUAUUGGUUUUAUUUUUAUACAAGGAAUUGGUGAGUGUAGUAAUAAAUGGGAGUCAGGUGGCUGAGUGGUUAGGGAAUCCGAAGAUUGCCAGUUCGAUUCCUGGCCAUGCAAAAUGACGUUGUGUCCUUAGGCAAGGCACUUCACCCUAGUUGCCUCUGGGAAAUGUCCCUGUACUUACUGUAAGUCGCUCUGGAUAAGAGCGUCUGCUAAAUGACUAAAUGUAAAUGUAAUAAAUACCAGAAUACUAUAAGGUGAGUUUCCCUUAGUUACUACCAAAAGUUAGAGAGAGUUUAAGAUUUCUCGAAAUCUAAACAUUUUCUCAGUUACAUUUGUGAAACGAAAAUUGUAAAGUUGAUUCUGUGCAACAACAAACCUUGAAAACUGAUCAAAAUUGGCAAAUGCCACGAGUACUUUCAGUAAUUCCUUCCAAGACUGUGUUAAGUGUUUUCAAGAGGAUUUAUGCAGAUUCUAUAAUUCCCAAAAUGUUAUUCCACAACUAAUUAAUUUGCAUCACAACAAAUCUACUUGAAUUUGCUUGUGCCUAAACUCCUGAUCUACUACGCAACAUGUCUUCAGUCUGGUGUUCCAGAUGGUUCCAGUGGGAAUGUGGGGUACACAGUUCACUCUGACCAUCAGCAGAUUCCAGCCUGAAGAUGCUGCAGGUUAUGACUGUCAGCAGUGUACUGAGUAUCCAUUCACAGUGUGUGCAGGAGAUGAUCAGAGCGCUCAGCAAACUGAUCUGAGACCAGGUGCAGAGCUGCUACAGACGACUGAACUCAGCUCAUGGUAGCAGCUCUUUACUGCUCAGCUCAUGGUAACAGCUCUUUACUGAACUCAGCUCAUGGUAGCAGCUCUUUACUGAACUCAGCUCAUGGUAGCAGCUCUUUCAAAGGAUGUGCACAUGCUCUCAGUCUCACCAGUACAGCAUGUUAAUAUAGAUCUCACACCUCCUCUAUUUUACUGACAGGUGUCCAUCACCUCAGUAAUUUAGAAACAUCUAGGAGAUCCACCCUCGUUUCCCCUCAUAUUCACAAGCAGGGGCAGUUCUACACGGGGGCCUACAGGGGCCAGUGCCCCUGUAAAAAUGUCCCUGCCCCCCCCCCCCCCUGUGGCUCCCCUGAGCUGACUGAAUAAUUAAGAUGUUAUUUUUCUUCGAGUAGUCAUUUUGAAACGAGGAAGGGACAUAGCAGCCUUUGAGUGAGAGAAACAUAUCAAGGUAUUGAGAGAGCUGAGGAGCUUGAAGAGGGAAAGCCAGAGCUGUUUCUAUGAUUUUAAUGUAAAGCAAAAUUAAAGUAUUUAAUGUUUAAAUAUCAUUUGUUUCCGUUUUUUAAUGUGCCCUUCUGAUUAAACACUGCCCCCCCCCCUUAGCCUCCCCAGUAAAAUGUGUCUAGAACCGCCACUGUCCACAAAUAAGAUGAAUACCCAUCAUACACAAUCUUAACCUUCACCUCCUUUACAAUUGGUUUGAUGUCUGGAGAAAACAGAUGCAACAAAAGCCUUAAUAUUGAGGGAAUUACAAAUUGUUGAUUGGUGAGUCGUCUUUGUCUUCAAGUCUCCCCCUUCAUUACAUAGUACACACACAUGA
Messenger RNA from Hypomesus transpacificus, 4094 nucleotides. RefSeq names its product DDB1- and CUL4-associated factor 17-like. The transcript is spliced from 15 exons. Bases 285 to 1898 code for a protein of 537 amino acids. Gene Ontology annotation, biological process: protein ubiquitination. Gene Ontology annotation, cellular component: Cul4-RING E3 ubiquitin ligase complex. The record is from RefSeq and is a predicted model, not a curated record. NCBI's taxonomy places the organism in Eukaryota, Metazoa, Chordata, Actinopteri, Osmeriformes, Osmeridae.